AUGGCCACAGAUGCUGCAGAUGCUGAGCCCGCAGAGCUCAAGUGGUCCGCGCAGUACACCCUCGCCCACAACACUCGCACCACCCAGCUGCCCGGCGACAAGAUCCUGCUGCCUCCGUCCGCCCUGGAACAGCUUCUUGCCGCAGCUCCCGUCGUCACUUUCGAUUCAAACCGCCCCCACAUCACUUCCUUCGACCCUUUCAAUCCAUACACCCACGCAGCCGAGCGCCAGGCCCGCGCCCACUUUCAGGACCGCCACCAGCAGCUACCGCACCCGCUCACCUUUCGACUCGUCAACCCAGACAAUGGCCGCGCUGUGCACGCAGGCAUACGCGAGUUCUCCGCCGACGAAGGGGAGAUUGUCCUCAGCUCUUUCAUAAGAGAUGCCUUGGGUAUCGAGCCAGGUUCCGUCGAUUCUUCGAGAGGUGCAAGUCCAAACACGCAAAACGGCGUCGACGAGGCUAUGGGCAACCGCGAGGCUGUCAAUGCCGCCACAUCCACCAACAUCACAGUACAUGCCAAGCAACUCCCCAAAGGCACCUUCGUCAAGCUACGCCCACUCGAGGCUGGCUACGACCCCGAAGAUUGGAAGUCACUUCUCGAAGAGCAUCUGCGCUCCAACUUCACUACCCUAACCAACCGCGAGGUCCUUGUUGUAUACGGCGGUCGAGGGUUGGGUGGCAAGCGUGAAGAAUACCGCUUUCUCGUUGAUGGCUUCAAACCAGAAGGCGACGGCAUAUGCGUGGUCGACACAGAUCUCGAGGUCGACAUUGAGGCCUUGAACGAAGAGCAAGCACGAGAGACGCUGAAGAGUAUUGUCGCCAAGAGGCAGAAAGCCCCAGGGACCACCGAGGGCAGUUCUACGGGAGGCGCACUCGAUAUCUUCAGAGGCAAGCAUGGGCAGGUCCUCGAUGGCGAAUACGUCGAUUUUGAGCUGGGCUCGUGGGACAGAACGCAAGGGCUCGACAUAACCCUCAGUGGUGUAGACGAUGAUAAGGAGCUUGACCUAUACGUAAGCCCACACUCGGCACAACAGCGUGUCCGACCCCGAGAAGACGAGCAUGUUUUCGCCGACACAUCGAGCCACUAUCCGAAAAGCAUACGAAUACAGCCCACCAACGCAGAGCUCGACGGAGCAGAAGCUAUUUGGAUCUCCGUACGCGCAUAUCCCUCAGAGUCCUCGUCGAACACCCCAAAACCAUUCCACUUGAGAGUUUCAAUCUUUGACCCUACGUCGAAAGUCGCAGCAGAUGAAGAUGCAAAUAAUUCAACAGCACACGGCCCAGAUGAAGUGCAGUGCAAAAACUGCACUCAAUGGGUGCCCAAGGCCUCGCUCUUUCUGCAUGAGAACUUCUGCUUGCGAAACAACAUCCUCUGCCCGCAAGGAUGUGGGCAAGUCUUUCAGAAGCGCUCUCCCGCAUUCCAGGGCCACUGGCAUUGCCCCCACGAUACCUUCACCGGCAACACGUCCCUUAGCCGUCAGAAGCACGACGCCAUCUACCACACAGCCCAAAACUGCACCUCCUGUGGUCUCGACUUCCCCUCUCUCCCCACUCUCGCACACCACAAAACCACCACCUGCCCUGGCAAGCUCAUCCUCUGCCGUUUCUGCCACCUCCAGGUCCCGCAGGAAGGCGACCCGACCGAGCCUCCAAACCCCGAACUCCUCCUCUCAGGCCUCACACCGCACGAACUUGCCGACGGCGGCCGCACGACAGAAUGUCACCUAUGCAACAAGAUCGUUCGCUUUAGAGACAUGGAAACGCAUCUCCGCCACCACGACCUCGAGCGCCUUUCUCGCCCCGCCCCGCGCCUAUGCCGCAAUGAGAACUGCGGACGCACGCAGGACGGCGCAAGCAAGACCGGUGACACGCGUGCAGGCACGCGCAAGGGCCAAGGACCGGGCAACGAAAUCGGGCUCUGCAGUGUGUGCUUUGGCCCGCUAUACGUCUCCUUGCACGAUCCAGAGGGAAAAGCUCUACGUCGCCGCAUCGAGCGACGCUACCUCAGCCAGCUGCUCACCGGGUGCGGCAAGCCGUGGUGCCGCAACGCCUUCUGUCGCGCUGGCAGGAAGAAUCUCGGCCAGCCCGAUCAGUCGGUGCCUACGCGCGAGGCGAUUCCCAUGGUUAAGCCGUUCCUCGAGGGCAUGGACGGGAGGGGGUAUACCACGCCGCUGCACUUCUGCGUCGACGAGGCGAGCCAGAAGCGCCGCACGCUGGCGGACAUGCUGACGGCUGAAAGUGGCGUGGAAGGGAAGGGAGGCUAUGCCAUGGAAUGGUGCGUCGCUGCGCUUGAAGCAGAGGGCGGAGACUUGGACAAGGCAAGGGCGUGGCUGAAGGGCUGGGCACCCCAGCGGACCGAAGCCCAAUGA
Molecule: messenger RNA, 2370 nt
Organism: Ascochyta rabiei
Lineage: Eukaryota; Fungi; Ascomycota; Dothideomycetes; Pleosporales; Didymellaceae
Exons: 1
Coding region: 1-2370 (789 amino acids)
Cellular component (GO): VCP-NPL4-UFD1 AAA ATPase complex
Molecular function (GO): polyubiquitin modification-dependent protein binding
Source: RefSeq, a predicted model, not a curated record